AUGGCAGUAUCUGAUUGGCACAUUGAGGAUAUUGUUGUGACUUUGGUUCUUGGAAUAUUGUGGUAUUGGCUUGCAAAUCGUACUCCAAAUCAGCUAUUUAUACCCGAAAAAGAUCCAAAUUGCAUGUAUCCAUAUAAAAAUACCGGAAUGAGUGGAGGAGCAAACUUAACAAUUGUUUCGGCCGUGCCUAUUACAGGAUAUUUAAUCAUAUAUUUUAUAGUUAAAUACGGAAAAAACAUUAAAUACACCCGAGGUUUUGAUAUUAUCGAAAUUAUAUGCGCUCAUUUGUCAAGUAUCAUGUUUGCUGGUGAUAUCUGCCAUGUUUUAAAGACAUACGUCGGAAGAGCACGUCCAGAUUACUAUACUUUUACAACAGAAAUUUUAGAAGCAUCUGUAGAUGAAGAAAAGAAGCUCUCUGAUAAAAGAAAAGAUGAACUAAAGAAAGAAGCAUUCAAGAGCUUCCCUUCAGGUCAUAGUUGCACAGCUGCUUCUGGAGCUUUAUUUUUCUCAUUGUCACUCAUUUCUAUCAUUGAUCAUAACAGAGUUUGGUCUAUCCUUUUGAAGCUACUUCCACUUUGUUAUGCUUUCUAUAUUGGUUCAAUGAGAAUUGUCGAAUAUAGGCAUCAUAUUGAUGAUGUUAUAUCUGGAUUCCUUAUUGGUUUCUUGAUAUCGAUUGUUUUCUACCUUGCUUCCUAUAAUGCUGUGUAUCAUGGCAUUAGCCCAUAA
This is a messenger RNA of Trichomonas vaginalis G3, 726 nucleotides long. RefSeq names its product phosphatidate phosphatase protein. Gene Ontology annotation, biological process: phospholipid metabolic process. NCBI's taxonomy places the organism in Eukaryota, Parabasalia, Trichomonadida, Trichomonadidae. The coding region runs from base 1 to 726 and encodes 241 amino acids. The transcript has a single exon. The record is from RefSeq and is a predicted model, not a curated record.